AUGUCGCCCUCGCAGGUCGCACCUCAGCAGCCGGAUGACAUCCCUCCCCUCCUCCCCCCAAAUGAGAAGAGUCAGUAUCGAAUGAUCAAGGAAGCCGAAUUUAACAACAUGCAUGACUUCAUGUUAUCUCAUGGAUUGAACGCGUACUACUUUGAGGACUACGGUGAAGUGAAUCCGACCAUAGACACCAUGAGACGGUAUGAUCAGGAGUAUUGGGAGGCCGGGCAGCAGGAACGUUACCAAGAGCACUACGAGGAUCAGGAAGCAGGACGUUGCGAACCCAGCCCGGGAUAUUGCGAGUACUGGGGAGCAGAACUGGCUGGGCAAAAAUGUGAGGCUUGGGAGGAAGGACUAGUCAAUUCUAUCACGAUCAGUAUGAAGGUUACGAGGGAGACCAGAGCCACCACGACUACGAGGACUGCGAGGUAG
Messenger RNA from Aspergillus welwitschiae, 429 nucleotides. RefSeq lists its product as uncharacterized. NCBI's taxonomy places the organism in Eukaryota, Fungi, Ascomycota, Eurotiomycetes, Eurotiales, Aspergillaceae. The coding region runs from base 1 to 429 and encodes 142 amino acids. The transcript has a single exon. The record is from RefSeq and is a predicted model, not a curated record.